Pelobates cultripes (western spadefoot toad) is the source of this 522-nucleotide messenger RNA. The record is from the annotation of a GenBank genome assembly. NCBI's taxonomy places the organism in Eukaryota, Metazoa, Chordata, Amphibia, Anura, Pelobatidae.
AUGCUCUCGGAACCCAGAGUUAUACCACAAAAUGGCUGCCUCAUGGUCAGCCCUGGGCACAGACCGACCAUCAAUGCGAGGUACCGCCAGAUGCACCUAUCCCCGGGCUUCCUCACUACACCAGCGCCGGAUGGAGCACAUAGACACUCAAGCCUUGGCACCCGGAGAUCAGGACUGGUCCCCGCGGCCGCCUGCGAGGUUGCCCCUCAUACCGCAGCCCAACGAAUACACAGACCGCUACGGACCACUAGAAGCGACAGAGAAGCGGACACAGACUGCAGACUCACGCGAAGCCUAGUACAAGCGAAAUGGCACUCACCGGACGCCCCCAGUUGCGGGAGGCCUGAAGGCGGGCUGCGGUCGCUUCCCACAAUGGAGCCAGCGGCGAAAGUGAAACCUGUUAAUUGGCGGGACCAACAAGCAUGCACAUACCAGCCAACACAAAAGUACUGUGCUCGGGGGACUGUGGGGCUUCAAUACCGGGACAUCAGUGGUCUUCUCCUAUUGCUAAUGUCUCAUUAA